Molecule: messenger RNA, 1213 nt
Organism: Brassica napus (rape)
Lineage: Eukaryota; Viridiplantae; Streptophyta; Magnoliopsida; Brassicales; Brassicaceae
Product: putative F-box/kelch-repeat protein At4g11770
Exons: 3
Coding region: 1-741 (246 amino acids)
Molecular function (GO): protein binding
Source: RefSeq, a predicted model, not a curated record
AUGGCAGUAUUGAUAGUAGUACUUACUUGUUCUGAUAGCUCUCUCAUACCAGCGGUGUUCGUUGUGGCUGCUAAUUGCAUGAGGCUUCGUUGCCAUUAUGAACAAUGUUGGCUGGUUGUAAGAAUCGUGAGGAAUCGCACUAGGAGUGGCAAUCUUCUGGUCUCGUUCCCAGCUCAUAAUUUUGGCCCUGAUGAGUGUCGGUGGAUUUCUACCAUAGUUGGUUCUGAUAUCUACGCCAAUCAUGAGCCCUCCACUAGGGUAUUUAUCAUGGACUGUCGGUUUCACACAUGGCAUGAAGCUCCAAGCAUGCUGGUGGCCAAGAAAAACCCCCUUGUGAGUGUUUUUGAUGGGAAAAUAUUUGUAGUAGGAAGAAUCACAUAUCGCGAUUUCUCAAACUUUUUAGAAUCUUUCGAUCCUGAAACCAAGAUGUGGGCAUGUGCCAAUCCCUACAGUAGGAUUCAAGAUGCUUUUGCCGGUAUUAUGGAAAAACUGCCUAAAUUACCAAAGCCUUAUUAUGGUUCUCUGAGAUUGGAGAAUUGUGGCGGAAAGAUUGUGCUUUUAUGGGUGCAAAAUGUGUGCUCUAUUUGUUCUACGAAGGAGGAGAAGAGGAUAUGGUGUGCUGAGAUUGCGCUUGAAAAACGUAGCAUACAAGAGAUUUGUGGGAAGGUUAAGUGGUGUGACGUUGUGCUUACGGUCCCCAAGUCAUGUCCACUAGAACAACUCUUUGUUGCUACUAUUUGAGCGACUCGACAUAUAAGAAAGCAGUUUAAGCUUUCCUUUUUGCUCAACCAUAUGAUUGUUUUCCCAUAAACGACAAUAUCUAUAAAGCUGUCUUGUUGAAUAUUUUUCUUAAAUUGUUACUAUUAUAUAGGAUGUUAAAAUGGUAAAAUCCACCCCAUUUAAAUCCACCACAUUUAAGACCCACCCCAUUUAAAACUCAUAUCCGUUUAGACCCAUUUAAAAAUAGGUCUAUUACGGAUAUCCAUUUAGAUCCACAAAUUUUGUACUAACCCAUUUAGACUCAUUUAAACUAUUGUUGAUUUAAUUUUUAGUUGUUUUAACUUUAUGGUUUUUAACAAAAAUUAAAUGAAACAAAUAAAAAAUUUUAACUGAUUUUUACUAUAUAAACGCGAAUCAAAUUGUUCUGGUAAAACCGUAAAAUCGAUUUUUCCCGCCAAAACCGUAAAAAUUGAGUUUUUCCGCCAAAGCCGUA